Molecule: messenger RNA, 3967 nt
Organism: Ailuropoda melanoleuca (giant panda)
Lineage: Eukaryota; Metazoa; Chordata; Mammalia; Carnivora; Ursidae
Gene: ADD1
Product: adducin 1
Exons: 15
Coding region: 46-2448 (800 amino acids)
Biological process (GO): positive regulation of establishment of endothelial barrier; barbed-end actin filament capping; positive regulation of adherens junction organization
Cellular component (GO): focal adhesion; cytoskeleton; adherens junction
Molecular function (GO): actin filament binding
Source: RefSeq, a predicted model, not a curated record
ACUUUCUUGUAUUUUGAUUCUGUAGGAACCGAGAAAGAUUGUGCAAUGAAUGGUGACACUCGGGCUGCCGUGGUGACCUCACCACCCCCGACCACAGCCCCUCACAAGGAACGAUACUUCGACAGGGUGGAUGAGAACAAUCCAGAGUACUUGCGAGAGAGGAACAUGGCACCGGACCUUCGCCAGGACUUCAAUAUGAUGGAGCAGAAGAAGAGGGUGUCCAUGAUCCUGCAGAGUCCUGCUUUCUGUGAAGAGUUGGAAUCGAUGAUACAGGAACAAUUUAAGAAGGGGAAGAAUCCCACAGGCCUGUUGGCUUUACAACAGAUUGCGGAUUUCAUGACCACGAACGUACCGAAUGUCUAUCCCGCAGCUCCACAAGGAGGGAUGGCGGCCUUAAACAUGAGUCUUGGUAUGGUGACUCCUGUAAAUGACCUGAGAGGGUCUGAUUCGAUUGCCUAUGACAAAGGGGAGAAAUUAUUGCGGUGUAAGUUGGCAGCAUUUUACCGGCUGGCAGAUCUCUUUGGAUGGUCUCAGCUUAUCUACAAUCAUAUCACAACCAGAGUGAGCUCCGAGCAGGAACAUUUCCUCAUUGUUCCCUUUGGACUUCUCUACAGUGAAGUGACUGCAUCCAGUUUGGUUAAAAUCAAUAUACAAGGAGAUGUGGUAGAUCGCGGCAGUACUAAUCUAGGAGUAAAUCAGGCUGGCUUUGUGUUACAUUCUGCCAUCUAUGCUGCACGACCGGACGUGAAGUGUGUGGUGCAUAUCCACACGCCAGCAGGUGCUGCGGUCUCUGCGAUGAAAUGUGGCCUCUUGCCAAUCUCCCCGGAGGCACUUUCCCUUGGAGAAGUGGCUUACCAUGAUUAUCAUGGGAUUUUGGUUGAGGAGGAGGAAAAAGUAUUAAUUCAGAAAAAUUUGGGGCCUAAAAGCAAGGUUCUUAUUCUCCGGAAUCACGGGCUCGUGUCAGUUGGAGGGAGCGUUGAGGAGGCUUUCUACUACAUCCAUAACCUGGUGGUUGCGUGUGAGAUCCAGGUUCGAACUCUGGCCAGCGCGGGAGGGCCAGACAACUUAGUCCUCCUGGAUCCUGGCAAGUACAAAGCCAAAUCCCGUUCCCCGGGGUCCCCUUCAGGGGAGGGCAGCAGCUCACCUCCCAAGUGGCAGAUCGGCGAGCAGGAGUUUGAAGCCCUCAUGCGGAUGCUUGAUAAUCUGGGUUACAGAACUGGCUACCCCUACCGAUACCCUGCUCUGAGAGAGAAAUCUAAAAAACACAGCGAUGUGGAGGCUCCUGCCAGUGUCACAGGUUACCCCUUCGCGGGUGACGGGGACCCGGGCACUUGCUCCCCUCUCAGACACAGUUUUCAGAAGCAGCAGCGGGAGAAGACAAGAUGGCUGAGCUCUGGCCGGGGCGACGAUGCUUCUGAGGAGGGGCAGAACGGAAGCAGCCCCAAGUCGAAGACUAAGGUGUGGACGAACGUUACACACGAUCGCGUGAAACCCUUGCUGCAGUCUCUCUCGUCCGGUGUCUGCGUGCCAAGCUGUAUUACCAACUGCUUGUGGACUAAAGAGGAUGGACAUAGAACUUCCACCUCUGCUGUCCCUAACCUGUUUGUUCCACUGAACACUAACCCGAAAGAGGUCCAGGAGAUGAGGAACAAGAUCCGGGAGCAGAACUUACAGGACAUUAAGACAGCUGGCCCCCAGUCCCAGGUUUUGUGUGGUGUAGUGAUGGACAGGAGCCUUGUCCAGGACGCACCCCUCUCUGACUGUACGGAAACAAUCGAAGGGCUCGAGCUUACAGAGCAGACCUUUAGUCCUGCUAGAUCUCUCUCUUUUAGAAAGGGGGAGCUGGUGACAGCCUCCAAGGCCAUCAUUGAGAAGGAGUACCAGCCCCACGUCAUCGUGAGCACCACGGGCCCCAACCCCUUCAACACGCUCACCGACAGAGAGCUGGAGGAGUACCGCCGGGAGGUGGAGCGGAAGCAGAAGGGCCCCGAAGAGCAUCUGGAUGAGGCCAGAGAACAGAAAGAAAAGAGUCCUCCAGAGCCCCCUGCUGCCCCCCAGACCCCCCCCAGCUCCCCCGUCAAGCUUGAGGAAGACCUGCCGCAGGAGGCCACCUCUGGAGAGGACAGUGAUGCUGCCACCUUCAAGCCGACCCUCCCCGACCUGUCCCCUGAUGAGCCUUCAGAAGUGCUCGGCUUCCCCACACUGGAGGAGGGGGGGGAGGGGCUCUGUGAAGCCCACGAGCCUCCCGGCCCCGCCAGGUCCCCUGUGGCCAGCCCUGAGCCAGCUUCGGCUCCGGCAGCGGAAGAGGCCACCUCCCCAGCUGCCGAGGAGGGGGCUGCCGUGGACCCCGGCAGCGAUGGGUCUCCGGGCAAGUCCCCUUCCAAGAAGAAGAAGAAAUUCCGUACCCCCUCCUUUCUGAAGAAGAGCAAGAAGAGGAGUGACUCCUGAAGGCCCGUCCCGCACACACCGACGCCACCAGACUGCCCGAUUGCGUCUUGCGUCCUGUCUUGUGUCAUGGAAUGCAAAAAGCCCAUCCCUCCACGUAGCUAGAGCUCCCCUCAGUGUGACCAAAUCCCCACGUAGACCGGUGCUAACCUCGUGUGUGCGUGCAGCAGGCCUCGGCCUCGGGUGCUGGGGGAGAUGCGUCUCCGCGGCCCCUCUGCCUCCACCCUCACUGCCUGGACCAGCACCCGUGGGCACGCUCUCCCCCGGGGAAGGUGCGUCCUGGUUCUGGCUGGACCGUUGGAGGCCCUGGCGGCUCUGGCCUUGCCCUCCCUCUCCUCCUGUGGUGCAGUCCCCCGUGCUGUGUGUCUGCUAGGCUCCCCCUCACCCCCACGUCUCAGGUGACUGAAUCAGCUUGGAGCUUCCCGCUGGCAUUACCUGCUCUGUGAUCUCACUUGGGUCGUAGCUACAGAGCCUCAGUCCUGUGAAAGCAUUCCUGUGCCCGCCUACGGUCCCGGGCACCCUGACGACCUUUGAGAGCUGGGGACCCAGCAGCAAAGGGGCCCACGUACACCUCACGUGCCCUGUGCAUUGUCUGAUGGCUCUGAGGCCAGAAACGGGGUUCAGGCCCCCCCCGCUUUCUUACUGGGGUCUCUAGAUUCCUGUCAUAGAGAAGAUACAGUAAGAGGGGGAAGAGUCCUUUCUAGAAUUUUCUUUCAGCAGGUUUGCAGUUCAUCCUCCAUUUUGACCAUGAACAUGAACGGGCCAUUUUUUGCUUUAGUUUUCUCCCUCCGGUCUGCCAGCAGGGCGCGGCUCACUUACUGUGCGGGAGGUUUUGGAGCUGGGGAGGGAUCUCCGCUUACUUUAACUCAGCCUGAAAGAUACCCUGGUUUUGGUAAAAGGUAGCUCAAGGUAGAAGGGGACCCAGGGGUCCCUCCCUAACUUCUCACACCAGGCGUUUAUGGAGCCAGGCCCGGCUGUCCUUGUGGGACAUCAUAAAUUUUCACUGAGAUUCCUGAGAAAUCACGUGCAGCUGCUUAGCAGAAACUAGUGGGGGACCCAUUCCAGGGGCCGCCCAGUGCUGGCCUGGCUAGGUGCCGGCUUGCCUCCUCCCUGGAAGCGGGGAGGGGCCCCUGGUGGACCCGGUGCCAGAGCUGGGCUGGGUUCCGCACGCCUGACUCCAAGCAGGACCUGAGGCUGGCUGCAUGGCGCUGACCGCUGCUUUGAGCUUUCUGGAGACUUGCUUUCUCGGUGUAUUGUUUUGUUGCCUUGGUGGUGUUCAGGGUCUCCGCUCUCGCCCCGUCCUUCAGUUAACCACGGACUCUAGCCCUUCCUUUUGUCCCACGUAUGCAAUGACUUUCAUUUCACUUUUGUAGUUUAUUUUAACUCUUUGUAUCACAACAUGAAGUUUAGUCGCGUAUAUGGACACAGACUUGGGAGGAUGGGUCCUGUGUCCUUCACUGUAACAUGUUUUACUCACAAAUAAAAUUCUUUAAGCAGUUUCCUUGUCUAAACUUGGAAAGCA